Messenger RNA from Symbiodinium pilosum, 2169 nucleotides. NCBI's taxonomy places the organism in Eukaryota, Dinophyceae, Suessiales, Symbiodiniaceae. The record is from the annotation of a GenBank genome assembly.
AUGUAUCAGCGCAACCCAGCCGUGAGGUCGGUGAGCGCUGUGUCGCCCGACCGCCGCAUGGAUCCGCAGAGCUGGCAGCCAUGGCUCAAACAAGCGGCCCGCCCACAGAGCUACAAACCUAUUGUUGAGGCCGUGAAGACCGCAGUCCCCAUGAGACCACAAAGCCCACCGCCACGCAUGACAUACACCAAUGCCUUGUGCGCCGAGAUUCGCCCUGACCCUCGCGCUACCUUGUCUCCGAUUCAUCAAAGACAUGCGGGACAGCCUCAAGCACAAGUGCCUGUGACUCAGGUGCCAGCCCAGAUGCCCCCUCAAAAUGUAAAUUACUUUGAGAAGCCAAUUCCGCAGCAGCAGCAGCAGCAGCAGCCGCCAGUUGCGUUCGACGAGGCCAUGACCGCCAGACCCGGAAUGGGCCGCAGGCUGGAGUGGCAAGUCGACUCACAGGCGGCCCCUCUACAAGGUGCGGGAAGCAUGUCGGCCGCUGACGCAGGCUCCCAGCCAACCAGUUGCCACAUACCGUUGAUGUCGCCAAUGCAGCGCUACAGGCGUGAGAGCGGGAGAACCACGGAGCUCGAGCCCACAGGAACCCCACAGACUCACGUGAAGCGAGGCAACUCAGAGGGCUCUUUGCCAUCUUCAGCGCGGAGGGAGAAAAUUGAGCCUGCCUUCGAUCUGGAGAAGAAGAUCGUGGAGGAGGUGAACCGCGUUCUGGAAAGCCGUCUGGCCGCCAAGGACAAGGAGGAUUCGGAGGCUCUGAAGAAGGAGCUUGAGAAGGCCAUGGACGACAGAGAGAUCGAAGCCCAGCAGGUUCAGCACCUCACGGAAAGGCUGAUCGAGAUGGAGCAGCGAUUGGAAAGGGAGGCGGAUGCCCGUCGCAAGGUCCAGGCCAAAUUGGAUCAGGGAGUCUUGAUCGAGAGCGAGCUGCAUCAAAAGGAGAUGAAGAUUUCUGACCUCGAGCGAAAGCUCAAGGCCAAGGCGGAUGAGGCCCGCAAUCUCAAGGUGCGGCAGGAGCGCCUGGAGAAGCAGGUCGACGAUACGCGGGCGCUGCGUGACAAGAGCGUCCGUGAUCGCGACUGUUGGCUGCGAGAGCGCGAUUGCCUCGUCCAGGACAAGCUGCAGGAGAAGCGGGACUUGGAGGAAAAGUUGUUCGCAGCCCAAAGUCGAGCCAAGAACUUGGAGCAUCGCUGCCAGGAUUUGGAGGAGACUCUCAAGCAAGAACGGUGUAACGAGCAGCUCAUCCACGCCCAGAAGGACUUGGAGCAGCGGGAGAGCCUCCUCAACAGCCGGAACCAGGAGUUGCAGGCUCGGCUACUCGAGGCUGAGCGCAACACGGAGGAGUUGCAACGCCUGCGUCUGGAGCUUCAGGUCAACAAGCAGCAGCUGGAUGAAAAGGAGGCUGACCUAGCCCACCAGAAGAAUGAAUGGAAGCUGCGUGUGCAGGAACGGGAGCAGAAGUACCGAAAUUGGGAGAGCCAGCGCCAGGAAGUGGAGCAACAGAAUGAGCGCACGGCCAAAGAGCUCAACUCUAUGGUCCAGCAGAGCCAGGAAAAGGUCAUGGAGGAGGUCCGGAAACGGGCAGUCUUGGAGAAGGAUCUCCGGCAGAUGAACGAAGAGAAGGCCCGGGUCAACGAGGACAAGGCCAAGCUGAACGAAGAGAAAGCAAGGCUCAACGAGCAGCAGGCCAAGCUGCAUGAGGAGAAGGCCAAGUUGCAAGAUCAGAUUGAGCAGCAGAAGCUCGAGAUCAGCAACCUCCGGCAGCAGGUGGACUCGGAACGCGAGGUGGUGACACCUGGCGAGCUGAAGCGAAGGGCCAUGGCGAUGGACUCGGAGCUGGGCAAGCGAAACGCCGAGCUGAUGCACGACGUGACUUGCUUUGAGCAGGAGAUGAAGUGGCUUGCUUCCUGCAAUACGGUCUUGCGCCAGCACAUCCCGACCGAGUGCGAGGCAGCAGUUAAGGCGGCCCUCGAGAAUCUAAAUGUUAGUGAUUGGCAGCCGCCUUCCGAGGCAGAUGAUGUGUUCAAUGCUGAGCUUGGCAGGCAAGAGCUGGGUACUCAGCUGUCAAAUUGUCAGAGUCUUAGUCGCUGGGUGGAUAACCUUUACCUUCUUGUGAGGGAAAAAUGUAUACAUAUAUAUAUAUACAUUGUAAUAUCUGUGUAUAUAUAUAUAUAG